GCCGCCAUCGGAGAUUGCAGUCAUGGCUCUGCGCUACCCCAUGGCCGUGGGCCUCAACAAGGGCCAAAAGGUGACCAAGAACGUGAGCAAACCGAGGCACAGCCGCCGUGGGCACCUCACCAAACACACCAAGUUCGUGCGGGACAUGAUCCGGCAGGUGUGUGGCUUUGCUCCCUAUGAGCGCCGUGCCAUGGAGUUGCUCAAGGUCUCCAAGGACAAACGGGCCCUCGAGUUCAUCAAGAAGAGGGUGGGGACACACAUCCGCGCUAAGAGGAAGCGGGAGGAGCUGAGCAACGUCCUGGCCGCCAUGAGAGAAGCAGCAGCCAAGAAGGACUGAGCCCCUCC
Molecule: messenger RNA, 345 nt
Organism: Lemur catta (Ring-tailed lemur)
Lineage: Eukaryota; Metazoa; Chordata; Mammalia; Primates; Lemuridae
Product: 60S ribosomal protein L36-like
Exons: 1
Coding region: 23-337 (104 amino acids)
Biological process (GO): cytoplasmic translation
Cellular component (GO): ribosome; cytosolic large ribosomal subunit
Molecular function (GO): structural constituent of ribosome
Source: RefSeq, a predicted model, not a curated record